Betta splendens (Siamese fighting fish) is the source of this 1285-nucleotide messenger RNA. It is a transcript of the gene fam151b, whose product is annotated as family with sequence similarity 151 member B. The coding region runs from base 67 to 1023 and encodes 318 amino acids. Lineage: Eukaryota; Metazoa; Chordata; Actinopteri; Anabantiformes; Osphronemidae. The transcript has 7 exons. The record is from RefSeq and is a predicted model, not a curated record.
AUUUUGAAAACUCUAAACCGGAAAUGUGUGCUACGCAAACUCUGACGUGACGUCGAGCUUGAGCUAAUGUUACACUUUAAUAAGUCGACGUUUCUUUCUUGUAAAAACAUACGUACCACUGUUUUAGCGUUGAUCGGAUGUUUUGUAGUUUAUGCCGUUUGGAAUUUAAAGGGCAGCAUGUCUGACCAGACGCUGGACUAUUUCUUGGGUCAGAGUCAGAUAAAGAAGAGGGACGCUGCUGAAGUUAGAUGGCGACACGCGGUCAACAGCAGGAGCAGCUUGACGGAGGCUGUAGCAGGUCCCACUCAUAUGCUUGAGGCGGACAUAGUUAUGAGAGGUGAUGAGCCGAUCAUGGCACACCCCCCAGACACAGACAGUGACAUCACAUUAAGAGAGUGGCUGGAAGGAGUGAAAGUACACAGCAAAGGAAUAAAACUAGACUUCAAGAGCCAGGAGGUGGUGUCUCCAUCAGUAGCUCUGCUGGAGGAGGUGCUGGCUGAUUCCAAACGUCCUGUUUGGGUAAAUGCAGACAUCCUUCCUGGUCCUGGAGGACAGGCCAGACCUCUGGAGCCUGAGGCCUUUCUUUCUGCUGUUACCAAUCUUCCAACUGACACUGUGCUCUCUCUUGGGUGGACUACUGGAUGGACCGCUGACGCUGGUAGCCCAGGUUAUAGCUGGGACAACGUACAACAGAUGGAGGAGAUAUGUAGGACACUCAAACAUCCAGUUACCUUCCCAGUGCGUGCAGCAUUCCUGGCUCAGUCGUUGUCCCAGCUCACGUGGCUGCUGCAACAGUCACACAGGAUGCAAGAGGAUGCGUGUCCUCCAGUCUGUCUUAGUCACCCUGCAGAGUGGGGAAUCGGUUCAUCUGGGGCAACUGUAAAGUACACUCUGACAGUGUGGACUGGCCAGAGUGACCGAGUUCUCCUGCAGGACCUGCUACCCUACAGGAAGAUGUUUGACAUCAGCAGGAUCUACUAUGACUUGCCAGACUCUCAAAGGACGGAGCUCAGUAUGAUAUAGUCUCAACAAAGACAUGCUGAGAAUGUCUGUGUCCACUGAUGCCCCCAAGGGGAGAGGAGGAGGCAAAGCACAUCUCCGGUUUAUCUGGAAGAAUACACUCUGUAUACUACCCCCACUGGCUACAGGGAACACUUCGCUUUAUUUCACCCCGGUUCUGUUCUUAUAUUGCUAUUUUAAAAUGAAUACUUAAGUUUCAUACUUUUGUUUUUUUGUACCUGUCAAAACAACAUCUAAAAAAUAAAAAUAAUACCUUGAUGAUUAA